Messenger RNA from Aspergillus campestris IBT 28561, 1104 nucleotides. RefSeq lists its product as uncharacterized. The transcript has a single exon. Bases 1 to 1104 code for a protein of 367 amino acids. The record is from RefSeq and is a predicted model, not a curated record. NCBI's taxonomy places the organism in Eukaryota, Fungi, Ascomycota, Eurotiomycetes, Eurotiales, Aspergillaceae.
AUGGGCACCCAGCUCUUGAAUAAACAGUCGUCCUGGGAGUCUCUGUCAUCGAACUUUUCCAACCUUGAGAUCUCAUUCUCCCAGGACAGCUGUUAUGGCUCGGACGAGAUAUCUGUCGCGUCGACUAACCCAACUUCGGUGAAUACUACGACCGUUACGCCUUCAUCAUCUAUCUCAGAGGCACCUCCUCGUCCCGCCCCGAAAUCAAUCUUGAAAAGACCCUACUCGGAAAUAGAGGAGGACGAGAAGUCCGAGUCUGGUUAUGCCUCCGAGGCUUCUGACCAUGAAUUUGAUGAUUCCUCGGACGAAGAGGACGAAGAUGAAGACGAAGAGUACUACAUCACGGCGUGGGACUCCGACUCCGACGCCAUGAGCGAUACCGAAGAGGAGGAGGAGGAGGAUGAUGAUGAUGGAUCUAUGGAAUGUUCAUUUAUCUCCUUCGAAUCCAAUGUACGAUUUGAUCCCAACGUGGUCUAUAUCGAAACCCCCAAAUGUUCGUCGGAGGACACAACCGAUGCCGAUAGCGGAAUGACUUGCCAUGAGAUCAUGGAACGCGCUCGCGCCUUGGGCCAGAAUGCAUCAGAGGACCCCCUUGAUGACCUCGACCUCGACGACAUUGAAAAUGACACCCAUGCGAUUUUCUACGACAUUGUCCGGCAGCUACCCGAAGAACACAGCCGUGACAUUGUCGACCUGGACAAGCGAAUCUUUGCAGCCUACAUGAACGGCAUUAACGGGGUGGCCGAUUCCAGUUACAAGUUGCGGCUGCACGAGCAGGUCGAGGACAUCGUAUCGGGCGGGGUGCAGUCACCGUACAUGAAGUCCGACAGCCCCUGUGGGGUUUAUCUGGACCACGCCCUCAACCACGUGAUUGGGACAUUCCCCCACAUCCUCAUCGCCGGCGAGCUGGACGAGCUCAUGCGAAUGAGUGACGAAAAGAAGGCCGACCGAUGCACCCAGAACGGCCUCGUGGGAAAGAUCGAACACCUUCUUUCGGAGCGUCUCGCCAGUGACAGAGUCACCAUUGGAGCGGACGAGCUGUGCUUCUUCGCCGGUGGGAUUGCCUAUGCGCUUGAACAUUGGAAAACGUGCCUUGGACGGUGA